Spodoptera frugiperda (fall armyworm) is the source of this 3423-nucleotide messenger RNA. RefSeq names its product acylamino-acid-releasing enzyme. Gene Ontology annotation, molecular function: serine-type endopeptidase activity. The transcript is spliced from 15 exons. Gene Ontology annotation, biological process: proteolysis. The record is from RefSeq and is a predicted model, not a curated record. Lineage: Eukaryota; Metazoa; Arthropoda; Insecta; Lepidoptera; Noctuidae. Bases 304 to 2436 code for a protein of 710 amino acids.
AUAAAGCGUGUUGAAAAUCGAAAAUCAAGUUACAAACAGAAUCGAAUAAAAAGCUAAAAUAAUGUAAAGAGAACAUAUUUUUGUAGAAUUUUGUUAUAAAUAUUAAGUAUAUUGAUAAAACACCGAAAGUAUAUUACUGCUUGAAAUUCCGAGUUUGACAUGAAAACUAAACGUGUUACCUAUUAAAAAUGUCAUAAUGGUAAAUCAGCUGUUUUGUUUCGGUUUGCAAGUCAGCUUUGUUUACCAGAGCUAAUAUCAGUUUAUAGAUAAGGAGGCCGAUUGUAUUGCGCCUUCAGUAGUGCUAUGUUGAAGAUGACUUCGCAGCUAGACAACAUAAUUAGUGCUUACAAGACUCUGACGAAGAUACCGUCAGUGGCUGGUGGCAAGCUGAACAAUGCAGCCACCAGGAUCACCGCCAAGUGGUCAGUGCGCAACCUGGAUAAGGGCAAGAACACUGCAUACACUACUUCAUACUCUUUGGAUGGAGACCUGAAUGUCAUCGCUCAAAGUGAUUUCGGGGUCGAUGUUAGCAAUGAGAAACUGUCAGCUGUGUCUCCGCGGGAGACGUUCAAGGCGUUGAUCCGCGAGGAGAACAACGGCAAGGACUCGAAGAAACAGUAUCUCGAACUGUGGACUAAGAGCAGCCUGGCACAGAGCGUGGAUCUCACUAGCCUGGACAUCCACGGAGAUGUCUAUUCCGACUCGGAAUUCGGCAGUUUGGACUGGUCUCCUGAUGAGACGUCCCUGGUGUAUGUCGCGGAGAAGAAACUGCCAAAGUUCGAGCCUUACAUCAAGAGGAAGGCUGAAGACAAACCGAAGCUGGACGGUAGUGGAGAGACCGCUCCUAAGAAGGGUGAAGAGCAUAUCUACAGGCAGGACUGGGGCGAGCAGUUGGUGGGCAAGCACCUGUCCGUGGUGGUGGUGUUCCAGCUGGCCUCGGAGACCUUCACCAUCCUCAGCGGUAUACCGGACGGAAUGUGCCCUGGACAGGUCCGUUUCUCCCCGGACGGGAGCAGUAUCGUCGGCGUGGUGUGGAAGACGGAGCCGCGCAGACUGGGGCUCAUCUUCUGCACCAACCGACCCAGCUACAUCUUCGAGUGCACUCUCGAUGGCACCUUCAAAAAGUUGAGUGGAGAAGGACUAGCGGUGAGGUCCCCCCGGUUCUCCCCCAACGGGGAGUUGGUGUGGUUGCAACGUAAGGCCGACGGCCCGCACCACGCCUGCCACCAGAUCGUACGCAGGAACAAAGAUGGCGAAGUAACAACAGUGAUAGACAUAGUAGACACAGAAGUGAAGACAGCGACGGGGCAGAGCUUCCACGGCGUGUACUGCCAGGCGCUGCCCGCGCGGUGCUUCGCGGCCGACGGCAGGCUCGUACUGUCCACGCCGCAGAAAAAUGAAGUGCGCUCCUAUGUCGUCGAUAUGGACUCGGGCAAGAUAUGGGACAUCUCCAACAAGAGCUGGCCGUGCUCCACGAGCGUGCUGGACGUGCGCGGUGAUGUCAUACUCGCCACAUGCUCCAGUCUCAUCGCCCCGGGACAGGUGUACAUAGCUCGGCUGCCAGCGGCAGACAGCGAGGCAGGCACCAAGUGGUCGCGCGUCACGUUCAACGGCGCGGUGCCGGGCGCCCUGUACUCCGCCACGGUACUGUACCUCGACCUGAAGCAUGACUCAGAGGACGCCGUCAAAUCGUUCACGGCGUUGUACUUGUCUCCUGAGACGGAGGAAAGGAAACUGCCGUUGAUCGUGUGGCCUCACGGAGGGCCGCACUCCAAUUUUGUCAACUCCUUCUCCAUUGAAGCUGCCCUCUUCACCAUGAUGGGUUUCGCAUCCCUUCAAGUGAAUUACCGGGGCUCGACAGGGGCGGGGCAGGACUCGGUGCAAUUUCUACUCAAACGGGUGGGAGACGCGGACGUCAAAGAUUGCAAACUUGCAACAGACUAUGCACUAAAGACAUUCACCUCCAUUGACCCCGCAAAGGUUUGCUUAACAGGAGGUUCCCAUGGGGGAUUCUUGGUCACCCAUCUUAGUGGGCAAUACCCAGAUGUUUAUGCUGCUGUAGUCAGCAGGAACCCUGUUACUGAUGUCGCCAGUAUGUUUAAUUCUACAGACAUAGCUGAUUGGUGUGCAGUAGAAGCAGGUUUCGACUUCACGGAGAAGGGUCCGGUGUCUGAAGAACAGCUGCUGGCCAUGCGGCGCUGCUCACCCAUCGCCCACGUGCACAAGGUUAAGGCGCCCACCGCUCUCAUGCUGGGCAGCGGAGACAAACGGGUGCCACACUUCCAGGGUCUGGAGUACGCUAGGAGAUUGAAGGCCAAUGGAGUUCCUACCAGAAUCUACAUGUAUGAUGACAAUCAUUCGCUGUCGUCUCCCGCCGCUGAGAUGGACAACCUCAUCAACGGCACCCAUUGGUUCAUGCACCACCUUGACUUAUAGGACAGGCGAAUACACGCAAGACUAUUAGAUAGGUAUUUAAAAAUUUGGUUGAAAAUGCAAGCUUUAAAAAACAGAAACUUGUAAUUGAUAAGGACGCAUACAUAUGACACUAUGUGUACGCGCAGUAAAAAUCGAUCUUAAUACAAAUUCUCUGAAUCGAUAUCAAUCUCUGAAUCGUUAUAUACAACCAAUUUAAUAAAUCAAUGUUAAUCUAUUGAUUUCGGUUUAAGUUCCCUGACGAUCAACUUCCGGAGCUACGGACUACCUAGCGGGUUUACCGGGGCUCCGGUUCGACAAGCAGGAGUAGCAAGGGGGUGGUUUUUAUUCCGUAAGAGUCUGACACUCCCUCACGCUUUACCUGGCGAGAGAAGUCAAUGAAAGAUUUUCCCCCCUGAAAAAAAAAGACGAUCAACUUACUCUGAACUGUGCAUUUUUUCAAUGUAUUUUUUACUUUAUUAUAUCAAAACAAUAAAGUUGAAAAUGCAAUAAAAGAAAUAGACAGAAAAGAGUUGGUGGUCUCUGUAAGAUAGACGGUUAUAUCGAGCUAUACAAAACCAUUUAAUAAUAGUCUUGCUUUGUAUAGUCUUACCGCACAAUAGACGGUCAGUUUAUAUUGGAUUUUCUAUGUAGCAUGCGUGUGUACAUAACUACUUUUUCUUAGGAAUUUUUGUAAUUAUCGUACUGAAGCCUUUUUGUAAUUAUCGUACUGAAUUUAGAUUUAUUAUAAGGAAUAUACUGAUUAAUGUAUUGUAGUAGUAUACUGUGAAUUAAAUGUUUAACUUAUCAAACUUUCCUGAUUGAAUGGAUAUUUUUUUCCAAUAUGUCAACACUGAUGUUUAAUUUAAAGGUAGAACAUAUAGUAGAACAUACGUAUAAAGCACCUAUGCAUUUGUUUUAAAUACUAUUUACUAGGAAGGUAAUUCAAGACGUUUUCUUAAAUCCAGUAAGUACGUAAUUCUGUAUGAAAUAAUAAAUCAGUUUUUCAUA